Lachancea sp. 'fantastica' is the source of this 1770-nucleotide messenger RNA. The record is from the annotation of a GenBank genome assembly. NCBI's taxonomy places the organism in Eukaryota, Fungi, Ascomycota, Saccharomycetes, Saccharomycetales, Saccharomycetaceae.
AUGGGGUCAUCAAUCAAUUAUCCAGGGUUUGUCAGUAAACCUAACCAGUCGGCUAUGUCCAACCCUGUUUUCCAUAGGGAAAACGUGAAGACCAAGCAAGGGGCCGCAAAAUCGAAGCUUUCGCUGGCCUUGCAAAUUCAGAAAGAUGACGAAGAAGAAAGUCCCGAACUUUCGGUUCAUAAAGGACACGAUGAUGGACCGGAUUCUGAUUCAGACUAUUCGUCGUGUGACGAGAAAAAUGAAGAAAGUCUGAUAGACUAUAAACCUGGUGGCUACCAUCCUGCGUUCCGGGGGGAAAUGUAUAACAACGGUCGAUACAUUUUGGUCCGUAAGCUGGGAUGGGGUCAUUUUUCGACUGUUUGGCUCGCCAAGGAUACCAUCAGCAACGCACACGUCGCCAUGAAAGUGGUACGUAGUGACAAAGUCUACACAGAAGCCGCGUUGGACGAAAUCAAACUUUUAAAACGGGUCAGCACCGGCGACGGGUUCCUCGAAGGUUGUGGUGACGCUUCCAAACAUAUUCUCAGUCUCUCUGAUAAUUUCACCCACACUGGCCCUAAUGGGAAGCACGUAGUGAUGGUGUUUGAAGUCUUGGGAGAAAACCUGUUGGCGUUGAUUAAAAAGUACGAGCAUCGCGGUAUUCCUACAAUGUACGUGAAGCAGAUUGCAAAACAGCUGCUACUUGGUCUUGACUACAUGCAUAGAAAAUGCGGUGUGAUUCACACGGAUAUUAAACCAGAAAACGUUUUAAUGGAGGUUGGUGAUGUGGAAGCGAUAGUGAAAAUGGUCGAACUUCUAGACAAACAGAAAAGAGAUCAAAGAAAAGUUCACAGGCGCGCGACAAAAUCAUCUAUCGAAACGCCCUCAGCCACAGUAUCGUCCAGGAGCAGCACAUCGGGAUCUCGAGAAAGGUUAAGUGGUCGUAGACUCAGAAGACACACACUGAUUACUGGAUCACAGCCUCUUCCCUCACCUCUAAGCUCCACAAACUUUUUUGAGAUAAAGGCUCAAAUGAUGGGUCAAUCGCUACCCAGACCGAUGCCCACCACUCCAAAGAAUAAUGUAUCUGGUGGCGAAGAAGAGCAGGUCACCAACUCACUUUCUUCAAUGGAAAUUUCAAACGUCACGGAUGACCGAACGGAGGAGGAGCUGCGUCCGGACUCUGACGUAAUUCAAGUGAAAAUAGCAGAUCUUGGAAAUGCUUGCUGGUUUGACGAGCACUACACAAAUUCAAUCCAAACGCGCGAAUAUCGCUCACCAGAAGUCAUUAUUGGGUGUGAAUGGGGAGCUAGCGCCGAUAUAUGGUCUGCUGCGUGUCUCAUUUUUGAGCUUUUGACAGGAGAUUUUCUCUUUGAGCCUGAUGAAGGGCAUUCUUACAGUAAAGAUGACGACCACAUAGCGCAGAUUGUGGAAUUGCUUGGCGAAAUACCGUCCCAUUUAUUGCGGACUGGCCGCCACGCUCGUACUUUUUUCAACUCCCGGGGCCAAUUGAGAAACAUCUCCAAAUUGAAGUUUUGGCCAUUGAAGGACGUCUUGCGUGAAAAGUACAAGUUUCCUGACGAAGAAGCACAGAGUAUAUCGGACUUCCUGCUACCUAUGCUCCGACUCAAUCCUAACGAAAGGGCCGAUGCAGGUGGAAUGGUAAACCAUCCUUGGUUGAACGACACAGUGGGCCUUGAAGGCGUGCAAAUGAGCGAGCGACAACUGUACGGUAGUGGUGCAGACAUUCCCGGCUGGUCGCGAGAAGUCGCAGGGCAUCCAAGACACUAA